Messenger RNA from Morus notabilis, 1180 nucleotides. RefSeq names its product GATA transcription factor 18. Gene Ontology annotation, molecular function: DNA-binding transcription factor activity; zinc ion binding; sequence-specific DNA binding. Gene Ontology annotation, biological process: regulation of DNA-templated transcription; flower development. The record is from RefSeq and is a predicted model, not a curated record. The transcript is spliced from 2 exons. The coding region runs from base 160 to 975 and encodes 271 amino acids. Lineage: Eukaryota; Viridiplantae; Streptophyta; Magnoliopsida; Rosales; Moraceae.
UGCUCUCUUUAACCCCGUUUUUGGUCUAUAUAUAUCCCUUUCUGUUUCAUCUCCUUCAUUAUCUUCCAAAAACAAAAACAGAAGAAAAACCCCAUUUCAUCAUUUUAUAUGUUGGGGAAGAAAUUUAAGAGACGAUUGAUAUAGAGGAAGAGAAAAGUGAUGCAUAGGUGCAGUAGCUCUCAGGGUAACAUGGUGGGGCCAUGUUCAUGUGGUAUGUUUCACCACCACAGCCAAAGCAACUCAUCAUCCUUCUCAAUGCUAUUUUCAAUGCCCAACAACCACAAGCCGUUUGAUCAUCAUCAAUACGAGCCUGAUCAUCAUCACAUGUAUUCCUUUGGCUCUCCUCCUUCCUCGUCGUCCGUGGACUGCACUCUCUCCCUCGGAACCCCCUCCACUCGCCUCUGCUCGGAAGACGCCGUCGACGUCGAGAAGCGAACCCGCCACGGCGUUUCCAACUUCUGCUGGGACUUGUUGCAGUCCAAGCACUCUUCUUCCGCCGCCCAAACGACAUCCCACAAAAACGGCCGUGGUGGGAAUAAUAACAACACUAGCGGAAACAAUAGCAACAAUGAUCCUCUUCUUGCUCGCCGCUGCGCAAACUGCGACACCACCUCAACUCCUCUCUGGAGAAACGGCCCCAGAGGUCCCAAGUCGCUUUGCAAUGCUUGCGGGAUUCGGUUCAAGAAGGAAGAAAGGAGAGCAAGCGCGGCGGCGGCGAACGGAGGGGGUUCAGGAGUUGUAUUAGAGCCAAGCCACAUGUUCAGCAGCAACCAAUAUCACAACAAUCCGUGGAACAAUUUCCCUCACUCGCAGACGCAGAAAAUGCCUUGCCUAUCUUCAGCCAACGAAUUCAGGUUCAUGGACGAUAACGAUCACAAUCAUCAGUACGACUCCGACACGACCGGCAUUUCGUUCCUCUCUUGGCGACUCAACGUCACCGACCGACCUAGCCUUGUUCAUGACUUCACCAGAUGAAAACGGAAAGGAAGAGAAGAACUUGAACGGUCCAGAUCAUCGUAUAUUGUUGAUGAAUAUGGUGGUCAAGAUGAAUAUUUAGUUAUUUAAUUAAUUUUACUCUUAUUACAAAAGAGAAAAGAUCAAGAACGUAUCACGAUGAUCAUGAUAUGGUGAUGGUUAUGAUCCGUCAUGGUCUUCAUCUCAGUGCUCAGCUGAUGAUCAG